This is a messenger RNA of Onychostoma macrolepis, 1674 nucleotides long. It is a transcript of the gene golph3l, whose product is annotated as golgi phosphoprotein 3-like. The record is from RefSeq and is a predicted model, not a curated record. Gene Ontology annotation, cellular component: trans-Golgi network; cytosol; Golgi cisterna. Gene Ontology annotation, biological process: Golgi organization; retrograde vesicle-mediated transport, Golgi to endoplasmic reticulum; Golgi to plasma membrane protein transport. Lineage: Eukaryota; Metazoa; Chordata; Actinopteri; Cypriniformes; Cyprinidae. The transcript has 5 exons. Bases 345 to 1202 code for a protein of 285 amino acids. Gene Ontology annotation, molecular function: phosphatidylinositol-4-phosphate binding.
CGUCAGAUCACGUUUAUUAGGUGAGAUUUUAGGAAAUGAUGAAGUCUCCGGUUUAUGAAUCCUGGAUCCGGCUGACGUCGGUGAACAGAACAGGUGCGCACGUUCAGCCCGCGUCAAGAGUUCUGAUUGGAGGAGAGGCGCUCGAGUGUAUCCUGAUUGGCUGAGCGGUCAUAGGGGCGUGUCCGCAGGUGAAGAGCCGCAGCUGAGCGUACAGGGAAGUGAACACAGUCUCAAGUCAAAAAUCUCACAUUGGACGUCAUUAUAAUUUUAUAAACUGGCAGAUGUGGUGAUGUGGUUGGUAAAGGUGAUGUGGAUGUUGGUGGAGGUUGUGUUAGCAGAGAGGAAUGACCACACUGACCAAGAGGAACCGGCGCUCUGAGGCUCCAGCGGAGCGAUGGAGUAACGCUGAGGAGAAGGAGGAGAAAACAGACGGCACGGAUGAGGAACAGGACACUGACUGCAAAUCACUGAGACUCACACUGAUGGAGGAGAUUCUGCUGCUGGGACUCAAAGAUAAAGAGGGCUACACGUCGUUCUGGAACGACAGCAUCUCGUCAGGGCUGCGUGGCUGUAUUCUGGUGGAGCUGGCGCUGAGAGGACGCAUUCAGCUCGAACCGCAGAGCUUACGCAAGAGAAAACUACUGGACCGCAAGGUGUUGGUGAAGUCCUCCGCUCCCACAGGUGACGUGCUGCUGGAUGAAGCGCUGAAGCACAUUAAGAACACUGAACCACCGGAGGACGUGGCCAGCUGGAUCGAGCUGCUCACAGGCGAGACGUGGAACCCGUUAAAGCUGCACUUCCAGAUGCGUAACGUGCGCGAGCGUCUGGCCAAGAGUCUGGUGGAGAAGGGCGUCCUGAGCACGGAGAAGCAGAACUUCCUGCUGUUCGACAUGACCACGCACCCGCUGACGGACGGCAACGAGAAGGAGCGUCUGCUGCGGCGUCUGCAGGACAGUCUGCUGGAGCGCUGGACCAACGACUCGCGCCGCAUGAGCCGCCGCAUGCUAGCGCUGAUCCUGCUAGCGCACGCCGCAGACGUGCUGGAGAACGCGCUGAGCUCGCUGAGCGACGAGCGCUACGACACGGCCUGCUCGCGCUCACGCAGCCUGCUGGAGGCCGACCCCGACCUGGAGAGCGCAAAGGUCACGACCCCCGCCGAGGAGAUGAUCUGGGCCGUGCUGGCCGCCUUCAACAGAUCCUGAGAGAACGGCAUCCGCGCGCACUACAGAGCAUCACAGCCAGUCACUAAACGCAUCAAACUAACAUUUUUCUUAUGUUGUCAGGUUCAGUCAUUUUAACAUUUUGUUAUUUUUCCAUUUUUGUUAAAGUUUUUUUUCUUCCUAAUUUGGCUUUAAAUAUUUUUAGUAAUUUUAGUACUUCAUCUUCAGCUUAUUUAAUUUGAGUUAGUUGCAAAUUUUAUUUUUUUAUUUAUUUUAUUUUUUUUAAAUUGUAUUUUAGUUAACAACAAUAGUUUAACAAUAACAACAAUUAUCUUAAUUUUAAAUUUAUAUUAAUUUUAGUACUUCGUCUUUAGCUUAUUACGUUUUACUUAGUUGCCAAUGUAAUGUUUCAUAAAUAUUUUUAAUUUGCAUCUAAUAUUUUUAUUUUAUUUUAUUUCAAUUAGCAACAAUAGUUUUAAUUAACAAUAACAACACUGAUCUUUAAUUGUAAUUU